Postia placenta MAD-698-R-SB12 is the source of this 396-nucleotide messenger RNA. RefSeq lists its product as hypothetical. Gene Ontology annotation, molecular function: flavin adenine dinucleotide binding; oxidoreductase activity, acting on CH-OH group of donors. NCBI's taxonomy places the organism in Eukaryota, Fungi, Basidiomycota, Agaricomycetes, Polyporales, Adustoporiaceae. The transcript is spliced from 4 exons. The annotation marks the transcript as partial. The record is from RefSeq and is a predicted model, not a curated record.
CAUAUUAACUCCGAUGACCCGUUUGCACACCCAGCAAUCGACCCCCAAUUCCUCAGCCGCGAGUUUGAUGCAGCGGUAUUAUUGGCCACUGUCAAGUUCAUGCAGCGAGUCGGGAACUUAAGCCCGUUCGCAGACAUGAUCGCAAAUCAAAGCGAUCCAUCGCCCACAGCGCAAACGUCUGACGAUCUUCUGAGUACCGUAGGGACAGCUGCAAUGGCGCCACGCAAUGCGGGAGGGGUCGUGAACUCGAGUCUCCUCGUGUAUGGUACGCGCAAUGUACGAGUUGUCGACGCUAGCAUAAUCCCGUUGCAUAUCGGCUGCCACAUCCAGUCGACCACAUAUGCCAUAGCCGAGAAAGUGAGCAGUCCACUUUGUCGCUGUUCAUACGGGAAUUGA